Esox lucius (northern pike) is the source of this 967-nucleotide messenger RNA. RefSeq names its product gamma-crystallin N-A. The record is from RefSeq and is a predicted model, not a curated record. The transcript has 4 exons. Gene Ontology annotation, molecular function: structural constituent of eye lens. The coding region runs from base 78 to 629 and encodes 183 amino acids. Gene Ontology annotation, biological process: visual perception; lens development in camera-type eye. NCBI's taxonomy places the organism in Eukaryota, Metazoa, Chordata, Actinopteri, Esociformes, Esocidae.
CCAUAUAUAUCAGGCGCUCCAAAUGUUUCCACCCUCACACUGUGGGACUGUAACCUGGACAACAAUUGGUGGACAAAAUGUCACAGUACUCCGGCAAGAUCUGUUUCUAUGAGGGGAAAUGCUUCACAGGCAGGAAACUGGAGAUUUGCGGCGACUGUGAUAACUUCCAGGAUCGCGGUUUCAUGAAUCGGGUCAACUCCAUCCGCGUGGAGAGCGGUGCCUUCGUCUGCUUUGACCAUCCUGACUUCAAGGGCCAGCAGUACAUUCUGGAACACGGAGAGUACCCAGAGUUCCAGCGAUGGAACGCACACAACGAUCACAUGGGCUCCUGCAGACCAAUCAGGAUGCACGGCGAGCACUACAGGAUUGAGCUGUUUGAGGGAGCUGACUUCGUCGGUCAGUGUGUUGAGGUGUGUGAUGACGUGCCUUUCCUACAGGCCCGCGGUCUGACCAAGAACUGCAUCAACUCCCUUAAGGUCUACGGAGACGGAGCCUGGGUGCUGUAUGAGGAGCCAAAUUUCCGUGGCCGUAUGUACAUUGUGGAGAGAGGAGACUACUGUACGUUCAUGGAGUGGCAGUCCCAGAACGCCAACAUCCAGUCCAUCCGCAGGGUCGUCAACUACUUCUAAACCUCCAAUCUCUGAUCUUUACCCUCUGACCUUAGUCGCAGGGGUCAAGGCUGGGGUGUAAUUCUGUGUGGGUACAAGAUUAAGGCAAACAUUCAGAUAGCAAUGUAUGGUGUAGAACAGAGUCAGACAAGAGUCAUCUCAGCUCUAUUCAUUGCAUUUCUAUCUGUAAAGGUCUGAGCAUUUCAACCCACUUAAUGUGAAAACAUCCUUUGCUGGAGCAUACAGAACUAAACACAGCGGACUUGGUGAGGCAAAGUCAACUGUGAUGACUUUUUAGGGCAUGGAAUUUUGUCUAUCGCCUAACUGAGUUGUAAAAUAAUAAAAAGAGCAAAAAAAUA